This is a messenger RNA of Olea europaea var. sylvestris, 804 nucleotides long. Its product is annotated as ribonuclease S-7-like. NCBI's taxonomy places the organism in Eukaryota, Viridiplantae, Streptophyta, Magnoliopsida, Lamiales, Oleaceae. The record is from RefSeq and is a predicted model, not a curated record. The coding region runs from base 1 to 804 and encodes 267 amino acids. Gene Ontology annotation, biological process: RNA catabolic process. Gene Ontology annotation, molecular function: RNA binding; ribonuclease T2 activity. Gene Ontology annotation, cellular component: extracellular region. The transcript has 7 exons.
AUGAUAAACGAUUUUGUGACUGAAUUCCCUAGGAUUAAUGUAUAUGGCUUUAUGUUGGCACUGCAAUGGCCAAAUUCAUAUUGUAAUUCAUGCCAAUGUAAACAUCCGAUUCCUCAACAAUUGAAAACUCAUGGUUUUUGGGCACUGGAUAGAAAUGGACAUGUAAUGACAAAUGAAGAAGAUUACAUGUCAUCUGGAGAAGUUGGCUUGAACGAACAGGACGUUGCGGACAUAAAGAUAGAACUAGAUGAAAUGUGGCCAAAUCUUCGCGGAAAUAAUUUUGAUUUCUGGGACUAUGAAUGGAGACGGCAUGGGCAUGGCAUCAUAUUUAGUGACCCGAACUCUUAUUUCAAGUCGGCUAUUCGUUGCAAGAGAAAAUUGGAUGAUAUUAUCGGAGGAGAGCUGGUUGAAUAUUUAAGACAAAUAGUCGCUCAUUACGGUAGUCGUCCUACGUGGCAUACACAUGGUUUUGGACCAACUGCAAUUGCUGACUAUGCUAAUCAACAAUUUCCGAUAAAAAUUAAGAAAAAGACUAAUUUCAAUGCGGGGAUAAAGUGUUACACGGCCGAUGGCAAAUCCCAGCUUUUGGAGAUUUAUAUAUGCUUUACAAGGAAAGAAGAUUUUGCCGAUUGUAAGUGCAAAUACGAAGGCAAGAAAGAAUAUUAUAUCGCUCGCGAUUGCGAGCGCAGGAUUAUAUUCCCCAUAAAAAGGGAACCACAAGAAGAAUUACUUCGGGUAGUGGGUACAAGGACUUCUGAGCAGAAACUUGGAAGAUUCCGCAGCCAGAGAAAACAUCAAACUUAA